AUGGAGGCUGAAAUCAGAGCGCAGAUUCCGUCCAUCGAUCAUGUAAUAUCAGAUUAUGCGGUGGGAUACCUCACUCAUGCCUCGAGGGCAUACGACGGCGACGUGGAGCACAGUGGCUUCUCUCCGCUGUCAGAGGCGGCGGAUGCGGUGGCAGCACUGCUGGUCUCUGCCUCUGGAGACUUCAGCGCUCAGAAUGAAGAAGCUAUCCGUAACCUGGUAGAAAAGUUCAUCACUACCCUGAGCGCCGUGGACCCGGAGAAGAGACAAGUGUCCACCGCCGCGAAGAAGCUGGAUCAUACCAUCCACGUAGGCUCGCAGAGGAACAUCUCUUCUACCCUGGGUCUCUCAGGCGUCACCGUCGAUCUGGAGUCGGCUAAUACCCGAAAAGUCGAGUCCAGAGUAGACAGGAAGAAGCUCGAAAGGGCAGAACGCAAGAUCAGAGACAAGCAGGACAGGAAGAUCAUGAAGAACGUCGAGUAUGAAGCCUCCAGGCUGAUUACGGAAUCUGAUGAAGCCCAGUCAUACGAAGAGUUCUUCAUGGCCGUCAACCCCUUGCAGCUCGGGGCUGAUGCUCAGACGAAGAGCAAGGAUAUCAAGGUCGACGGUGUCGAUAUUUCCAUCGGUGGCAAACGUAUUCUCACAGACACCACCCUCAGUCUUUCCUUUGGACGGCGGUAUGGUAUGGUUGGUCAGAACGGUAUCGGAAAGUCGACUCUCCUGCGUGCACUCAGUAGACGAGAGGUUGCCAUUCCAACACAUAUAUCCAUUCUCCACGUCGAGCAGGAGAUUACUGGUGAUGAUACCCCAGCUCUACAGGCCGUUUUGGACGCAGACGUCUGGAGAAAGCGCCUACUUGCUGAUCAGGAGAAAAUAUCAUCUCAACUCGCGACCAUCGAGACAGAGCGGCCAACCAUGGCCGAUACUUCCAAGGAUGCUAUCAGGCUCGACCAAGAGCGAGAGGCCCUGGAUAUCACUCUCUCCGAUAUCCACUCCAAACUAGCAGAAAUGGAAUCAGACAAGGCAGAACCCCGUGCGGCAAGUAUCCUCGCCGGUCUGGGCUUCUCUCCCGAGCGACAACAGUAUGCUACAAGGACGUUCUCCGGAGGUUGGAGAAUGCGACUGGCUCUGGCCCGAGCCCUUUUCUGCGAACCCGACUUACUCUUGCUUGACGAACCGUCUAACAUGUUGGACGUUCCAUCCAUCACCUUCCUUUCCAACUAUCUCCAGACAUACCCCAGUACCGUUCUCGUCGUUUCUCACGACAGGGCGUUCCUUAACGAGGUCGCGACGGAUAUCAUCCACCAGCACUCUGAACGACUGGAUUACUACAAGGGUGCAAACUUUGACUCUUUCUACGCCACCAAGGAAGAACGAAAGAAGAACGCCAAGCGCGAAUAUGAAAACCAGAUGGUCCAGAGGGCUCAUUUGCAAGCCUUCAUCGACAAAUUCAGGUACAACGCCGCCAAAGCUGCGGAAGCCCAGUCCAGAAUCAAGAAACUCGAAAAAAUGCCUGUCCUCGAAGCCCCGGAGAGCGAGUACACCGUUCACUUCAAAUUUCCGGAGGUUGAGAAGCUUUCUCCUCCGAUUAUUCAGAUGACGGGCGUGACGUUCGGCUACACGAAGGAUAACGUCCUGCUAAGGAAUGUCGACCUUGAUGUCCAGCUGGAUUCACGUAUUGGUAUCGUUGGACCUAACGGUGCUGGUAAAACCACUGUCUUGAAACUGCUUAUCGGUCAGCUGCAGCCUAGCUCUGGAUUGAUUUCUCAACACCCGAGACUUCGCAUUGGCUUCUUUGCCCAGCAUCACGUCGAUGCGCUGGAUAUGAGCACCAGUGCCGUCGGCUUCAUGGCUAAGAAGUACCCAGGAAAGACCGAAGAGGAAUACAGACGGCAUCUCGGAGCUUUUGGUAUCACUGGUAUGACCGGUCUUCAAAAACUAGAACUUCUAUCCGGAGGUCAAAAGUCUCGUGUAGCGUUCGCCUGUAUAUCACUGACAAACCCACACAUUCUCGUUCUCGACGAACCGUCCAAUCAUCUCGAUAUCGAAGCCAUGGACGCCCUUACUGAUGCACUGAAGAACUUCCAGGGAGGUGUCUUGAUAGUUUCUCACGACGUCACGAUGGUACAGAAUGUUUGCGACAGUCUUUGGGUCUGUGAUAAGGGGACUGUGGAGAAAUUCCCUGGAGAUGUCAAUGCGUAUAAGAAGAGGAUUAUCGCCCAGGCAGACGCUGCUGGUGUGGCUAAGGCUCAUUAG
Molecule: messenger RNA, 2253 nt
Organism: Arthroderma uncinatum
Lineage: Eukaryota; Fungi; Ascomycota; Eurotiomycetes; Onygenales; Arthrodermataceae
Product: translation initiation regulator Gcn20
Exons: 8
Coding region: 1-2253 (750 amino acids)
Molecular function (GO): ATP hydrolysis activity; ATP binding
Source: RefSeq, a predicted model, not a curated record